AUUACAACAUCACUGCCAUUUUCUUCGGGUUCUUCCACCAUAAAAGCUCGAGAAAAGAAGAGAGAGAGAGAGAGACCCUUCCUUAGAUCUCUUCGUCUGGAAAUCUGACAGAGAAAAAGCCUGUCGGAUUAGGGUUUUGUGUCCAAGCUUCAGCGGCAUCUGCAACGAAAUACUUCGAGAACUUGGUUUAGGUGAGUUAUCAAACCACUGUUUCCCCAUGUCGGUGUUGUUUUUGUCAUUGCAAGAUCAGUGACUUGAAGCCGUUCGUGGUGUUUGGAUCUUUAUAGCUAGGAGGCUGGAGUGAUUGAAAUCUCGAGUUUUUGGGCCUUGGGGCUCUGAAAAUGAAUCUGGAUUUAUGCUUGGAUUGUGUUCUGUAUAUUGCCUCAUAGAAACUCGAAGCUUGGUGAAUCGGUGUCGUUUCUUACAUGGUUUCUGAAUUAUGUUGGAAGGGAAACAGAGUUUACGGUUUCUCGAGAAUACCCAACUGAAGAUGUCUUGGGUUGGGUUCGAAAUUCAGCGAAAAGAUGGUAACUUUGCUUACCCACCUGCGUUUUCACCUCCUUUGUACAAAGAGCCAAACCCUUCAACAUCAUCAUCUCCAUCGUCGGCAUCUGGUAAUAAAAUCAGCCCAGCUGUUCUUUUCGUCAUAGUGAUUUUAGCUGUGUUGUUCUUCAUAUCUGGGCUGCUUCACCUGCUUGUUAGAUUUCUCAUAAAGCAACCUUCAGCAUCUUCAAGGUCCAAUAGGUACCCAGAGAUCUCUACCUCUGACACUCUUCAGAGGCAGCUUCAACAGCUUUUCCAUCUCAAUGAUUCGGGUCUCGAUCAAGCGUUCAUAGACGCUCUUCCCGUGUUUCAGUACAAAGAGAUAUUGGGUGCCCAAGAGCCUUUCGACUGUGCUGUUUGUCUCUGUGAAUUCUCUGAAAAGGAUAAGCUGAGGUUACUGCCAAUGUGCAGCCAUGCCUUUCAUAUAAACUGUAUAGAUACUUGGCUGCAGUCCAAUUCAACAUGCCCUCUUUGUCGAGGCACACUCUUUACUCCCGGGUUUUCAAUGGAGAACCCCAUCUUUGAUUUCGACGACAUAAGAGAAGACGAGGAAUGUGUGAUCAGGAACGGCGAAAAUGGUAGCCAGAAAACUGUGGAAAUCCAGGAAAUAGUUGUCGAAAAGGGGGUUUUACCGGUGAGAUUGGGGAAAUUCAAGAGGCUAGGUGGUGGCUCGGGUGAAGCUGCUGCCGGAGGAGAGACUAGUAGCAGCAACUUGGAUGCAAGGAGAUGUUUCUCAAUGGGUUCGUAUCAGUAUGUGCUCGGCAACUCAGAGCUGAAAGUUCCUCUGUGCAACGACAGACGGGAUCUUCCCAACUCGAAACCUCAAGACAAAGAUUCUGAACAGACGGCGAAUUCAUCGGCUAGCGGAGACUCGGAGGGAAAGAAGAUCAAUAGCAUGGCAAAGGGCGAGAGCUUCUCGGUUUCAAAGAUCUGGUUGUGGUCAAAGAAAGAUAAAUUAUCAUCGAAUGCUCAGACAAGGUUGCCUUCUUCGCUUAACGUUGAUCUGCAAGAUCUGCCAUGGAUGGAAGAGCACAAGAAGAAGAACAACAGCUAAAGGUAGUUCCUUUUUUGCUAUCAUUGUGCAUCAGAAGAACAAAAAAACCCCAUUGAAACAAAUCAAUGUUAAGGUUCUCUGAGCAUAUUUUUGAGAUUACAAUCAUCAGUUGUAAACAUAUUGUCAAAAGCUUAUAUUUUUCUUAUGGUUUU
Molecule: messenger RNA, 1749 nt
Organism: Tarenaya hassleriana
Lineage: Eukaryota; Viridiplantae; Streptophyta; Magnoliopsida; Brassicales; Cleomaceae
Product: RING-H2 finger protein ATL46
Exons: 2
Coding region: 440-1597 (385 amino acids)
Source: RefSeq, a predicted model, not a curated record